This is a messenger RNA of Vairimorpha ceranae, 729 nucleotides long. RefSeq lists its product as hypothetical. The transcript has a single exon. The record is from RefSeq and is a predicted model, not a curated record. The coding region runs from base 1 to 729 and encodes 242 amino acids. Lineage: Eukaryota; Fungi; Microsporidia; Nosematidae.
AUGAAUCUCAAAGAAGAAAUUGUUAAAGUUUUAAAUAAUAGACCAAUUAAUAAUCUUUUUCCUUAUAUUACAUUGGAUUUUAAUGAUUUUGAAAAUCUUGAUUGCAAUGAUUUUUUACUUUUGUGUAUUUCCAUCGUUAAUGCAAAAUUUUAUGAACAAAAUAAUAAAAAGGAAGAAAGUAUAGCUGAAUACACAAAUUUUAUUUUUUACAUAGAUGAUAUUUUCUGUUUAGAUAAUGAAUCUAAAAAUAACAAAAAAAUUGCACGACUUUCUAAAAUUUACUCUAAUGUGAAAUGUAAUAAAAAUAUUAGUAGAACAGAUAAAAUUUAUAUGUAUAACAUAAAAAAAAGUUUUAAGUUUCAUUUUAUUGAUUGGGAAGAUCAAGAGUGGUUACUAUCGCUAUUAGAAUAUUUUUAUAUUUUAAGUAUAGAAAAUAUAUAUUUUCUACAGCUUGAAUUAUCAUUUCAAGAGAUUAAAAAAGAACAUUCUCCUGUACAAGCCAAAAUAGUUAAACGAAAUGAUUUACUUACUAAUAGAAUAAAACCUAAAUACGCAUUGGAAGAAUUUGGUGAAAAAUUAUCAAAAAAAAUAGAAGAAAGAAUGAAAAUAAAGGCACCAGUUGCUAAUGAAACAAAAGACGAAGAAGUAGAUAUUUCUGUUUUAAGAAAAAAUGACGAGCUUAAAGAUCAAAAGCACAAUACAAGAGGAAAUACUGACAAUGUAAGCUAA